Phytophthora infestans T30-4 is the source of this 1465-nucleotide messenger RNA. RefSeq names its product ethanolamine kinase, putative. The coding region runs from base 1 to 1353 and encodes 450 amino acids. Gene Ontology annotation, biological process: phosphatidylethanolamine biosynthetic process; phosphatidylcholine biosynthetic process. NCBI's taxonomy places the organism in Eukaryota, Oomycota, Peronosporomycetes, Peronosporales, Peronosporaceae. Gene Ontology annotation, molecular function: choline kinase activity; ethanolamine kinase activity. The record is from RefSeq and is a predicted model, not a curated record. The transcript is spliced from 5 exons. Gene Ontology annotation, cellular component: cytoplasm.
AUGCCCGGAGCUAAGAGUCCGAACCUCAACUGGCGCGCCCUUGCCCUCGUCUCCAUCGCCACCUGCACGCUCACUGCCGCCAGUAUCCUUCUUCUCCUCGACAGCCGCCAAUUUCGAUCUUCCCGCCGCCGGAGCAACAAGAAUAAGCCUCAUCACUCCAGUUGCGAAACCUCUGACGACGACGAAGACAACAUGCCAGGACCAGUCGUGUACCUAAACAAUGCGAAUGCGUGUCUGGACUACGCGGUAGGCGCGGGGGGUGCCGAUGAAUUUGACGACGCUAAAUAUGUAGUAAAGCAGAUCUGCCCCGACUGGAUGGACGCUGCGAACGAUGACAUUUCGGUCAAGAUCAUCGUGGGCGGCAUCACCAACCGCCUCUAUCGCCUCAUGUGGGGGGACAAGGCGCGUGAAUCAGUGCUCGUACGCCUGUACGGCGACCACACGGAAGAGUUUAUCGACCGCAGUAUUGAGAACAUGCUUUUCGCGUUGCUGUCGGAGCGCGGAUUUGCCCCCACUUACUAUGGCCGCUUUAAGAACGGUCGUGUUGAAGCCUGGUUGGACGCCAGACCACUCGAGCCAGAGGAUAUGGGUCAGACUGAGCCCAUUAACUAUCUUCAGAUGAUCGGUCGCGAGUUGGGCAUCAUGCAUAUUAUGGACAUCCCCGAAGACCGUGCGCCUGUGUUGUGGACCAAGAUUGAGCGCUUCGAGAAGCUGGCGAUGGAGAUCGAGCUCGAGGAUCCGGUCAAGAACGCGGCGCUAGAGAAGCUGGAUCUUCCGAGUCUGCAUCAGAAGUUGGAGUGGCUCAAAUCAGUGCUUCCCUCGAACCAGAACCGCGAUGGAAAGGACCUAACGGAUAGUCUAGACACGGACGAGAUCACGAAGCAGGCCGUAGCUUUCGCGUCCGACAUCGUAUUUUCCCACAAUGAUCUGCUGAGCGGGAAUAUCCUCCAUAACCCAGAUUGGGAUCGUGUUCAGAUCAUCGACUACGAAUACGGAGGCUACAAUUACCGCGGAUUUGAUUUUGCCAACCACUUCUGCGAGAACUGCGGCUUCGAGCUGGACCUGGGGCUAUACCCAAGUAUUGACAAACAGUUUACGUUCUUUAAGGCCUAUAUGAGCUCAGCAGCGCCCAAAAUGUUAGCCCAGCUGGAGGCUAACCGUGAGUCCAAGGCCUUCUUCCACGCGUUGUAUGACGUGGUGAACCGCUACGCUCUUGCUUCGCACCUGUUCUGGGGCUACUGGGCCCUCGUUCAGGCGGCUCAUUCCAAGAUCGACUUCGACUUCUUUGAGUACGCAGCUAAACGUUUUAAUGCCUUCGACGUGCACCGCGCGUUCUUCAUCGGAUCUAGUUAGUUAUUGCACUACAUGCACAACUUAUGAAAUAGCAACAAUCCUGAGCAGUCGUGAUAGCAGAGUCCAUGUGAACGUCCAGUAAAUUGCGCAAUAAAUGCCUCUACUUUCCUUC